AAACUCAACACUUGUUUCAAAUUAAAAGCCCCUUAUAACCUCGGCUGAGAGAAUCCCUCCAUUUUCUAAAUAGGCUUUUAUUCUGAAAUAUUUGUCAGAACUUCCUGUGGAAGAUACAGUAGCUUGACAGUUUACGUAUGGUACUUCAAAUGUAGCUCCUGCCAUCUGCUGACGCUUUUAGGUGACUACAACAACAUGUCGGCUGGCACAUGAACACACACAGUGACUCAAAUAAUAGUAAAAUAAAAACAGGACAAGAAUAACCCGAUGACAUCACACACGCCGUGAAAGACGACCGGGGAUAACUGGUGAGUGUAGUGUGUACCAGGCAUAAUGCAAGACCUGAGUCUGAAAUAUGUCUGUCAGCGAGCCCUACGCCACCUGUUUAGACUCCACCGUAGACAACGGCAGCAUUUCUCCGACCACAUAGCGAGCCACAAGCUCCGUGGCUUCUUUCAGACUGACAGGUUUAAUGUUAUCUCCGUUAUUAGAACCAAACGACAGUUGUUGCUGUUUCGGAGCUGAAGGACCAGCGUUCUGAAAGUAACGGAAGUAACUGAUGUCUUGUUUGACAAUGUACUUAAGUAUUUGAUUACUCAAGCAGCACACUAACGCAUUAGGUUACUCGUUACUGCAAAAAGUACUCAAAGUACUCUAACUCUGCUGAUGAGACACCCUGGAACAGGCAGCACAGCUGGAAAAGUGUUCACACUUCUAACACUACACACAGCACUCGUGAUAAACACAUUUCAUAAAUUAUUCUUUCUGUGUACAUAAAUUAUUUACUACUUUCCCUUCAGACGUGUCUUCCACUUUGGGUGUUUGUCCGUGCUUUUGGCAGAAUUUUUUAGGUAUGCUAAUGGUAUAUACCUUUGGCAUUUGACUCGUUACUGCGUUUGUUUGUGACUGUUUGGCCACAAUUAGUUGUAUAGCGCAUGUCACUUGGUUUUAAAAGGGUUUCUGGGUCAUGACAUAUUACACAGGGGAUCACAUAUUCUAUUGUCUGAACACAGACUACGUUCCCUGGUCAAGUAUUAAUGUCACGCCUCGUUACAGGAAAAAAACAACACUCUGGUAGACACAGUACCACCACUGAAUGCUUGCACAUUGUGACAUCAUCGCUCUUGUUUUUGAGCACACCUGCCGUGCAUGUACAUUGAAAACAAUGGAUUUAGGGGCAUCAAAUAUGUUGCAUGUGUACGGCCCCUCAGGCAUGUUAGUGGGGACGGGGAGACGGGUGGUAAAUCAGUCACCUCCACUGGUGAUGUAGGGUCAUGGAGAAAAAAAAAUUCUUGACAAACAAACAACAGUUGGUGCUCACUUUUUUGGUUGUGGGUGAGAAAAAAUAUGACGCUACACAGAGACCGACAUACUCAAUGUCAGACGCGCGUGACCAAUGAAAUGUUUAGUGACUUGACUGAUUUUUGGUCCCGUGUGCAGCUUCCCUCUCUAGCCUGCCUCCAGGAGGGGGCUCUGUUUCUGUUCUCAUGGUGAGCUGCUCCAGGUCUGAUCCAUCAGGGAUGACUUUUGGAACCGAGCGAUACAGGGACUUGAAAUCUGUCCAAGACUUUUGAGUCCUCACUGAACUCUGAGACAUUAAAAGGACAAAAGAAUCCGAACUCAACAAGAACUCUGACUCCAGCUCAGACUGUUUGCUCCUGUUGAUGACAUCAGGACACCAAAGUCUUCUGAGCUCUGAGCAUCAUCAAGAACUUAAAUAGCAGAUUAAUAUGAUGUAUGUUAUCAUGUGUAACAUAUUUGAUGUCUUAUCCAGUGUCUUGCAUGUGUCCUGUGUUUGUCCACAUGUAGAAGACAGCUGAGUUUUUCUUGCUGAGCUCCACCUGUAUAAAGAUGGAGGCUCAGCAGGGCGCAGCUCUUCUUCUUUUUGACUCUUGUUGGAGGUACAAAGACAGAAGUUGAGUUGAAGCCUGUUUGUUUGUGUGUGGAGGAUUGUAAUGUCCAUAUCAUCAGAUGAGUUCAGCCUUUAAUAAAAGUAGUUUGUAGACUCUGCAGUGGGAUUAAAGUUCCUGGUGUUGGUCUUUGCUCCUGUCACAGUCUCACUACUAAAGCUCAGACGCUCCUCAGGAUCAGCUCCACAGGACUCUCAAACUAACGUGUACAGAUGUGAAGCCCUGACUGUAUCUGACUGAUGUUUAAUGAAAGCUGUUGUCUUGUAUCAAAUAUGAAGCUCAGUGUAUUCAGCCUGUGUAGCUGAGGGGACAGGUCACACUGAUAUGAUGCUGAUUUACAGGAGAGUUCAUGAACCAUCAACAGAAAGUACAGUUUAAUAAAUGAAUCUAUCAUAAUUAAAACAACUGGAGACUGAGAACAAACUGAUAUAUGAGUCUGAUAAUAUUUUAACAGGAUGUGAGAGUUUCUGUGACUUCCUGUUGAGGCUGAAGGAGCCUACUGACGAUGCAUCGCAGCACAUCCACAGGAUGUUCUCUACAAACUGAGAUGGUGAAAAUCUGCUGUUCAAAAAAAAAGAAAAAACUGCUGACAACACACAAAAUAAGUAACUUCAGAUGUUACUGAGUAAAAACUGAUUUCUGACAGUAAACCUCACCUCAUGAGAACACCUCGACUGACUGAGGAACUGAAACCGUGUCAGAGGGAGGAGACAGAGAGAAACCCACAACCUGCAGACAGCAGCUUUACAGGGUUUGUUUCCGUUCCUUCUGAUCUCAGUUUGAACUAAACCAGCUCUCUGAGACAUCAGAGUCCAUGAGAGAGGAGGAGCAGGAGGAGCAGUAGAGGAGCGGAAUGGAGGAGGACAAGCAGAACCCGGAGCACCGGAGCAACAAGGUCCGGAGAAGACAAGCAGCAGGCUCGUCCUCUGAUAGCAGCGAUGUUGAGAAACGGAGAGGAAGAGAGGAACUCAAAAGUCACCGCUGUCAGCACUGUGACAAAUCCUUCACAUCAUCUGAAUCUCUGAGGGUUCAUCAGAGAGUUCACGCUGGAGAGAGACCGUACAGCUGUGACCAAUGUGACAAAGCUUUCAAACGCAAGUAUCAUCUAAAUCGUCACCAACGCAGUCACGCCGGAGAGAAACCAUUCAGCUGUGACCUGUGCGGGAAAGGAUUCGCAAGAGCAUGUUCUUUAAAACUCCAUUAUGGGAUUCAUACUGGAGAGAAACCAUUCAGCUGCGACCAAUGUGGGGAAACUUUCCUACACAGGGGUCACUUUAAAAACCACCAAUACAUUCACACUGGAGAGAAACCAUACAGCUGUGACCAGUGUGGGAAAACUUUUGCUAUUCUUUAUUACUUAAAAAAUCAUCAGCGCAUUCACACAGGAGAGAGACGGCACAGCUGUGUUGAAUGUGGAAUGGCUUUCACGAGGCGAACUGAACUUAAUCGUCACCAGCACAUUCACUCUGGGGAGAAACCAUACUGGUGUGACCUCUGUGGGAAAAAUUUUGCCCGGUCUAGUGCCUUACACGUCCACCGACGUACUCACACGGGAGAGAAACCGUACUGGUGUGACAAAUGUGGGAAAACGUUCACCUCAUCAAGUGGACUUCGGGUGCACCAACGUGUUCAUACCGGAGAGAAACCGUACAGCUGCAACCAGUGUGGGAAAUCUUUCACCUCUCAAGGGAGCCUAGAAGUCCACCGACGUAGUCACACUGGAGAGAAACCCUUCUGGUGUGACGAAUGUGGGGAAACUUUUACCUCAUCAAGUGGACUUAGAGUACACCAACGUGUUCAUGCUGAAGAGAAAGAGAAAGAGAAAACACUCCACCGUCCAGAGACAGCGUUAGCCACUGACGGCCAAGGCAAUCUUUGAGUUAAUCUUUGGCUGCUGCUCUCAGAUCUGCACAGAGGAGAGUUGUGGGUGCAGCAAACAGCAGCAAAGACCCUGUGCUCUGAAUGUGACCUGCUCCCAGCAGACACAAAAACUGAAGACACCCGAGAAGUCAGUGCACCAUCUAACUUUUCAAGCUAAGGAGAACCAAGCUGAGUCAGCUCUAAACUGCCAAUUCUGUACGGAUACAGAGCAAACCGAUUCCUUUACAUCGUUGGAACACACCACAACGAAGACUUCACUGGAACCCCCUUCUUCUAAAGCCAGGUUCAUCCACAACGGACAACCGCCGGCUAGCAAGUCGUGAGUCAGGAACAUAUAUGUUGAGGUAAAUCCUCUCAGGCACUGUCUCUCACAACAGACAAAUAUCUCUACAGAAUAUUAAAGAGAUAAAAAGGAAACUGGCUGAAACCAGCUGUGUCACAGAUGAUCGAAUGGAAGGAGUGAGUGAACAGUGAAUAACACUGAUCAUUUUGUUAUAGAGUAACGUUCUUCUGACGAACCUUGGCUCCUGGAAUUCACGUGGAUACCACCUGAAACAACACCAUCCAUCCAAACACCAUUACAGACCAAGUACUCCCCACUCCCUGAUGGCAGUGGCCCCCCAGCAGGAUAAAGCACCAUACCACACCACAAAAACUGCUCAGGGUAUAUUACUUAGAGCUCAACCUGGCCUCCAAAUUCCCCAGAUCCCAAUCUGAUGGAACAUCCAUUGGGCAAGCCGGUACCUCACCUCGCAACCCACAGGACUCAAAGGAUCCGUCGACAACACCUUGGUGCCAGACAACACAGGACACCCCCAGAGCUAGUGAUGGCCAAAUGAGGCCUCGUGAACCACUGUCUUUAUUUUCUGAAGCCACUGGAUGGCACUGUCUGUUCAACAAAGGUUUGAAAGCACACCUCAUUGCCUUUCCUUCAGCCUUCAUCUUUAAAACAAGAGCGCCAUCUGGUGGAGUCAGAAAAUAAAGAAAAUGGUUCAUGAGGCUUCACUUGACCAUCACUACCCACAGGUCCUGUCUCAGUGCCUCGACAGGUCAGAGGCCUCAUCAUAGGUCGGACUCGGCUCUGACCUGUUGUGGCCUGAACAAAGGACAUCUGGGGUAUCGGUUUGAACCAAAGAUGCUCGAUCAGAUCGGGAUCUGGGGAAUUUGAAAGCCAGGUUGACGUCUUGAGCUCAUCGUCACGUUCCUUGGACGAUUCCUGAGCAGUGUUUGCAGUGUGGCACGGUGCACUGUUCUGCUGGGGGGCAAGUGUCAUUGGGGGUACUAUUGUACUCAGUGGGGUACUUGGUCUAUUACAGAGUUUAUGUGUAUGUGUAAAGGGGCAAUAAACUCAAUAAACUUUUUUAUAUCUGACCUAAAACAGACUCGCAUGAACUGGUUAAGGUUAAAGAGGUGUGAGAGAACUUAUCUGACGGCCACAGCAAAGAAGUCCAGCGGUGCAUCCAAACAGGUUUCAGACUCACACACAGAGUCCCUUCAUCCCAUCUGCUCCAGGGAUCAGCACACUCCUCACAGGAAGCUUUGUCAUCCAGAACGUUCCCGCCAUCCAGCUGAUCCUCGUUUUAACUUGUGCUCACUUUACUUUUAAUUUUAUGUUUCUCUCUUUAAAGUUUUUGAGCAAAUAAUGGAGUAAACUUUGAUGUUCUGCUCCUUGAGCCACUCUCACUCCUCUUUGUUCUCCUUCAUGCAGCUUGUUGAUUGACUUCCCUUCCCCCACUCACAGGUGUGCCGGAUUUAUCUCCUCCCACUCUCCACCUUCCUGACACCUGUGUGAGGAGAACUAGGAUAAAACAGAUCAUAUUUUAUUAGUAACAAUACAUAUUCAGAAGAGUUUCAUCAUCAUCCAACUAAACAGCAUAAAAUACUCUGAUGAUUCUGGGGCUUGUUGCCAUUUUAUUUCAACAUAUCACA
Molecule: messenger RNA, 5720 nt
Organism: Epinephelus fuscoguttatus (brown-marbled grouper)
Lineage: Eukaryota; Metazoa; Chordata; Actinopteri; Perciformes; Serranidae
Product: zinc finger protein 239-like
Exons: 2
Coding region: 2764-3789 (341 amino acids)
Biological process (GO): central nervous system development; regulation of transcription by RNA polymerase II
Cellular component (GO): nucleus
Molecular function (GO): RNA polymerase II cis-regulatory region sequence-specific DNA binding; DNA-binding transcription factor activity, RNA polymerase II-specific
Source: RefSeq, a predicted model, not a curated record